CUUCAGGUGACGUGGCCGGCUCCCUAUCUCUACCCAACUAUCCAGACCACCCACUCCCUCUCUCCUUUUCUAUUGCACUUUUCGACCCUUUCCUUUCCACGUCUCCCUCUUUCCUACGCCACGCCCCGUGUGCACUGCGCCCCCCAAUCCCCGCGCACGUUAGCUCACCCCCUUCCUUUCUUAAUUCCAAUUUAGGCACCGCUUUUCGCACGCCCCCAACCAAACAAAACAAAAAAAAUAGCCGCGGUUUCCUUACCAUGCUUCGCUUCGCCGACCUCUGACUCAAUAAUAACAAUCAGCCACCAUCUCCUUUUCCCUUUAGUAUCUGCUAACGUGCGCCGUCUAAACGGUGUGUUUGAUCUCCCUCAACGAUGCUGUUUUAUCGGAAUGAGCAAGUCGAGGAAUCGUUGUGAGCAGAAUUUGAUGAGAGUUUUUAUGAAAGUUCUGUAGCGUCGUCGUUUUGAUGGGAGGGGUAGUUGGUGAGUGAGUGAAUGAGUGAGUGAGUUUUUCUGGGGGGUUGGGUAUGGAGUCUGGUGAUGAGAUUAAUUUGAACAUAGAAAGUGGGAAUAAUGGGAAGAGUGGUGGUGAUGGGUUCGUUGAUAGGAGUAAGGUGCGGAUUUUGUUGUGCGAUAACGAUUCCAAGAGUUCUCAUGAGGUUUUCACGCUUCUUUUGAGAUGUUCUUAUCAGGUUACCUCGGUAAAGUCGGCAAGACAGGUAAUUGAUGCACUGAAUGCGGAGGGGCAACAUAUAGAUAUCAUACUGGCUGAGCUUGACCUUCCGAUGAAGAAGGGCAUGAAGAUGUUGAAGUACAUAGCACAGGAUAAAGAGUUUCGCCGAAUCCCUGUUAUAAUGAUGUCCGCACAAGAUGAGGUAUCCGUUGUUGUUAAGUGCUUGAGACUUGGAGCAGCAGACUAUCUAGUAAAGCCUUUACGCACUAAUGAACUAUUAAAUUUGUGGACGCACAUGUGGAGACGGAGGCGCAUGCUUGGACUUGUAGAGAAGAACAUCUUGAAUUAUGAUUUUGAUCUGGUAGUAUCUGACCCGAGUGAUGCCAACACAAACAGCACCACCUUGUUCUCUGAUGACACAGAUGACAAGUCCAAGAGAAGCACUAAUCCUGAGGUAGGAAUAUCAGUCCAACAAGAGCAAGAGGUGGGUUUCUUUUUUCAACUUUGGGCGUUCUUUGCAAAUAAUUCUACCUUUCAGAGUGUAAACAUUGACAUACAUUCUACUAUUGCAAUUGCUGCUGCUGUUGAGGAACCUCCAGAUGCUCAUGCAUCAGAAUGCGGGCCUGAUGUGGAUGGAGUUAAUGAUCACCAAACAGCACAUUUUUCAUCUGGUCCGAAGAAGAGUGAACUAAGGAUAGGGGAGUCAUCAGCCUUCUUCACGUAUGUUAAAGCAUCAAUACUUAAGAGCAACUUGGAAGGGGUUGUUAAUGUAGACAAAAAUGGUGCUACACAUGUGAGGAUGGAAGUUAUGCAUCAAACAUGUGCUCAACAAGGGGUGAAUGACCUUCAAAUACGGGAAAAUGGAGAGGCAUAUGAAAGUCAAUCGCAAGAUGACUUACCCAGCAGCACUAGUAUACCUGAUUCUUUGUCUAUUGAGAGGUCUUGUACUCCACCUGCAUCAAUGGAAGUUUCACAGCAAAAGCACUACAGGGAAGAAAAUUUACAUCAGGGUGUGAUGCAUCCAAGAAAUGGGACUCAUUGUUCCGAGCUUGAAGUAUCUGGCAUGGCUUCCCAACAGGUUUAUCCAUAUUAUAUUUCAGGGGUUGUUAAUCAUGUUAUGAUGCCUUCAUCAGCACAAAUGUAUCAUCAAAAGAAUAUCCAGGACCUACAGAAUCAUCCUAGCUCAGCUAUGAUUUCACAGUACAGCCAUCUUCCCCAAGGUGGUCCUCAUGGAACGGGGAUGACAUCCUUCCCAUAUUACCCAAUGAGCAUAUGCUUACAACCUGGUCAGAUUCCUAAUCCUCAUUCAUGGCAAUCAUUUGGAAACUCAAGUUCAUCUGAAGCAAAAUUAAGUAAAGUUGAUAGGAGAGAAGCAGCAUUGAUGAAGUUCAGACAGAAAAGGAAAGAGCGCUGCUUUGAUAAGAAAAUUAGGUAUGUUAACCGGAAACGACUUGCGGAAAGGCGGCCUCGUGUGAGGGGUCAGUUUGUCAGAAAGUUGAAGGGUGCUAAUGCGGAUCUUAAUGGGCAGCCUGCAUCGAUUGACUAUGACGAAGAUGACGAAGAGGAUGAAGAUGACCAGGGAGCAAGAGAUUCUUCUCCCGAGGAUGCUUGAGCAUGUCAAAUUGCUAUUUUGACAUAAGGAUGAAGGGCCAACCAAUUUAUGAGCUAAUAUUGGCCUGUCAAAAGGACUGCUGUAAUGGAAAGUUCUCUCACCAAAGCACCAAUUUAUGAGCUUGUGCUCAUGUAUUUGGGGUGUUGAUCCAAUAUGCGCCCUCAUCAUUUAUGGUUGAAACAAGCUCAUUCUGGUCUUUUUUUAAUUGCAGUUCAUCAAAUGAUCCGUACUACUGAGCUAUUGCGUAGGGUAUUUACCUUCUGGUGGUUAUGUCCUAUGCAGUUGAAAGUAUCACCCCUGCGUUUUAUUGAACAGUUACAAGCAGGUUGUUCUUGCUUAUUUUAUGGAGAAAUGUUAAGACAUCUUUAAAAAAUUGACCUGAGAAAUGAGUUAUUUGACUAUUUAUCUAAAGUUUUACUUUCAAAAUUUGACCACCA
Glycine soja is the source of this 2718-nucleotide messenger RNA. RefSeq names its product two-component response regulator-like APRR1. Lineage: Eukaryota; Viridiplantae; Streptophyta; Magnoliopsida; Fabales; Fabaceae. The transcript has 7 exons. Bases 524 to 2281 code for a protein of 585 amino acids. Gene Ontology annotation, biological process: phosphorelay signal transduction system; cytokinin-activated signaling pathway. The record is from RefSeq and is a predicted model, not a curated record. Gene Ontology annotation, molecular function: protein binding.